This is a messenger RNA of Mizuhopecten yessoensis (Yesso scallop), 3085 nucleotides long. Its product is annotated as solute carrier family 22 member 3-like. Lineage: Eukaryota; Metazoa; Mollusca; Bivalvia; Pectinida; Pectinidae. Gene Ontology annotation, molecular function: transmembrane transporter activity. The record is from RefSeq and is a predicted model, not a curated record. Gene Ontology annotation, cellular component: membrane. Bases 449 to 2143 code for a protein of 564 amino acids. Gene Ontology annotation, biological process: transmembrane transport. The transcript has 12 exons.
UAUGUGUUUGUGUUUGGAAAUGAUAUUCGCAUACGCUGAUCAGAGUAAUCCGUAAAAUAGUUAUGAAGCAUUCACAGAAAUUUUACUGCAAAUAUAAGAAAUAUAGCGUCUUCUGUUUUGGUUAGGUUAUGAGAUAACUACUCUAGUGGAACGCGCGACUAGAUCAUUACCUAAUAACACGACUAUAAAAUGAACAACUCUUUAAAAGUGCUUUAGCUGUAAAGGUGUAAUGUGUAGGUUAUACGUGACUUGUAUAAAACCUAGAGGAGACUCGCUAUGGGAGGUACGACAAUAAGCAUGCUGACGUAUAUGUGGUUUAGCUGUAUACCUGAACGCUCACUCUAACGAUAACUCGACGUAUGCACAGACCGAGAGGUUGCACGAGUGCACCGAGUGAGUUGACUACUGCAAUAUAAUCACCAGUGGAGACCCAGAUUCCAACCCCGUCAUGUCCGAGGAAAAAGCCGACCCAGAUACGACGAAGCCGAAGACUGUGGCAUUAGAUGAAUUACUACCAAGACUAGGGCAUCCUGGAAAGUUUCAAGUUAUCACCUUCCUCCUGCUCGCAUUGAACUACUUCACCGUUGUUGUAAACCACGUGUGUAUGGCAUUUUACGGUUCCACACCUAAACACCUGUGUCAGGACAGUGUCAUAGAGGCUAGCAACAGCACAAUCCUAGGUGUGACAUAUGGAAAGUGUGUCACGUCCUACAUCCUAGGAGAUGGUCAAAAUACGACAAUCACCUGCAAGUCUGACCCAAAUGGCAUGUGGAAGUAUACACCGUAUACGGAUCGCGAGACUACAAUCAUCACCGAGUGGGAUCUAGUGUGUGAUGAUGUCUACCUCGGAAAGCUGGCUACAACUAUUUACUUCCUAGGGGUGAUGACAGGGGGUGUGGUGUUUGGUCAUAUCGCUGAUCACUUUGGACGGAAGUGGACCAUGUUAUUAUGCCUGUAUGCCCCCGUUGCACUCGGAAUUGGUAUAUACUUUGUUCAAACCUUCACCGCUUUUGCUGUUUUGAGAUUUUGCCAAGGAGUCUUUGUUCAGGGACUGCAGAUGUCAACGGUUGCCCUAGUGAUGGAGUUAGCGGUGCGGGAGUAUCGAGGAAUGGCUGGGGCCGUGUUCGAAUGUUACUGGGGAGCGGGGGUACUAAUCCUGGCAGGCAUAGCCUACUUCAUCCAAACGUGGCGCUACAUCCAACUGGCCAUUUCCCUCCCUUCUAUCCUGCUUGUGUUCUAUAUCUGCUUGAUUCCCGAAUCACCCCGAUGGUUGAUCAUGAAGGGGCGAUUUGAUGACGCGGAACAUGUGGUGAAGAGGAUAGCCAAGUUUAACAAAUUACCGUACCCGGCAGACAUAAUGGAUGCCAUUAGGAAGGAAGGAGCCUAUACGCAAGACAAGAGCGGGAAACAGUUCACAGCCCUUGACCUGAUGAAAUCACCAAUUCUUAGAAAUAGGACAUUCCUGUUACUUUAUCUUUGGUUCGCAACCUCUCUUGGAUAUUACGGCCUCACGUUCCAAAUCACCAGCCUUGCCGGGGACAAGUAUCUCAACUUCUUCAUCGGGGCAUCAGUGGAAAUGGUCGCCUAUAUUGGUGUUAUAUAUAUCAUCAAAAGAUUCGGCCGACGUAAGCCUCUGACUUUUUACUUCCUCCUGGGCGGAUUUUGCUGUAUCAUUGCUGGUGUUAUACCAUUUGCUGGAACAGGUGACGACAUUUCUAAGGCUUCUACCAGUUUUGCAAUCAUUGGUCGGUUUGGUAUGGGCGGUGUGUUCAGCGUCAUAGUAUUGUAUACUUCUGAGUUGUACCCUACUGUCAUAAGGAGUAUCGGGAUGGGCUGCUGCUUUUUCUUAACCAGAGUUGGAGGCCUACUCGCACCGCAGAUUCUCCUGCUGGGCGACUAUACACACAAAUCGGUUCCUAUCAUAGCGUUUGGUGUGUUGGGUGUGAUUGGUGGAGUUUUAACACUUCUUCUACCGGAAACACUUGGGAGAAAGCUUCCUGACUCAAUUCAAGAUGCAGAAAAUAUGCGUGGUACUAAAAUAGUCAAGAACGAGGACGAAAAAAGCAAUUCGAACAAAGCCAAAAGCGCAUCGGACAAAUACCAAGCUGUAAAUGAAGGUUACAAUGAAGAUACUCGGAUGUAACGGCCGCGUGAAGGUCAUCAUCCUCUCCAGGAAUCCCGGCGAAGUGACAGAUGGAUUUAUAUACCUACCUUUAUAUAAGUAACAUUAAAGUCGGCAUAAUAAUGACGCCAGAUGAGUCAAGUUACAGCAAAUGUUAUGUAUAGAGCGAUUUUUAAAAAUGCUAUAAUUAAACAAUCUUAAACAGACGGAGGACAAUCUUACUGUGGAAAAAAGGUUCUCAUUUAAUGUUGAUUGAUUAAUAUAAUAUUAAAUCAAUAAAAUAUUUUUAAUUGAUACCUUAAUUGUGCAACAAAGGAUUGUAUAAACACAUCAAAAAGUAGCAUUAUUAUUAUUCCAAUACUGAUAUCGUCAACCCAAGGGGUUAGUUUGAAACACGGACACUGGUUUCAGAGAUACUUUUUUGUAAAAUUUAUAGAUUUAAUUAUACGCUCGUGCACAAUUCGUUUGUUCUUAUACGAUACAUUUCCAUUGUCGACCAACAUAGUUUUUUCUUUUAUUUCUUUUUACACUUUUUGUGUUUCAAGUAUAAAUAUGGCUCUCUUUGUUGUGUAACAUAACGUUUGUACUUUCUCGCAUAAAUAUUUGUUUUCCUUUUAUAUCUUAUACAUACAGAAUGUUAAAAGAGUGUUCAUUUUAUAUCUUAUACAUACAGAAUGUCAAAAGAGUUUUCCUUUUAUAUCUUAUACAUACAGAAUGUUAAAAGAGUUUUCCUUUUAUAUCUUAUACAUACAGAAUGUUAAAAGAGUUUUCCUUUUAUAUCUUAUACAUACAGAAUGUUAAAAGAGUUUUCCUUUUAUAUCUUAUACAUACAGAAUGUUAAAAGAGUUUUCCUUUUAUAUCUUAUACAUACAGAAUGUUAAAAGAGUUUUCCUUUUAUAUCUUAUACAUACAGAAUGUUAAAAGAGUUUUCCUUUUAUAUCUUAUACAUACAGAAUGUUAAAA